CCUUCGCGUCGCAGAGCACCGAGAACGGUGUACGGUCGCUCCGGACAGCGCCAGCUUCAGUGUCGUUCCGGCCACGGUCUCGUACGGUCGCGUUCACGGCGAAAGAUCACGCUCUCGCUCUCCUUCGGUCUUUUUCCCGGUCUACUUUCGCCCCGUGAGACGCCGCGCUCGUCUCGGCGAGCCGAAGAUUCGAUUGUUCUCGGCGUUAACGAGGGUCGUUAAAGAUGGGCUAGAUCGAGGAGCGGCUUUCAUCCGUUCAGCCGCGGCCACAUCAAGAUCGUCGGAAUAAUGUGUCGUGACAAGUAGAGCAACGUAGAAUUGGAAUUGUCGAGUGGGCAGUGUCGAGUCGAAUCUAUCGUCAGAGAUAUACCGUGCGGUUGACAGCACCGGUGGCGUUGGUGGUCCGCGGGCAUUGUAAGAUGAGCCCGGCCUCCCAGGGCGCCCUGGAGGUGGAGCGUUACAUCGGCAGCUGUCUCAUCUCGUCCAACGUGCGCGCUGGACUGCACGGAAAGCCCGCGACCGUCUGCCGGAAGCAGGAACAACCAGCGACGGUACGCGGCGCCAAGGCCCGCGGCUGUUACAAUAAUGGAGCGCAGGGUUACUCCGGACUGGCCGAUCAACAGCAGUGUCAAGUGCAGUACGGCGGUCCUGGCGGCUGGACGGGCGCGCCAUUGAUAUCGAUGACGUCGAGCCCGCGCAGAUGUAAUCAGCGAUUAUCGCCGUCGCUGGGCCAACAGCAGCAGCAGCAGCAGCAACAGACAACCUGCUGUGCCGAUCAACAGCAGGUACCGCCAGGCGGUCAUUUGCAUAAGAGUCCUCUGUCCAGGCUGGCGAUUCACACGCAGGGCGCGCCUUUGAUCUUAGCCGGGCGAUUCUACAAUCGCGGCAAGGUACAUGGCAACAACGGUGGCAAUUCCAAUGGCACCGUUAACACUCUCUGCGGCAAUGCCGUUGGCAGUUACGUUCAUAAUAACGCGAACUCGUCCACGACGAGUAACGUGAACGGCUCGACGAGGUGUCCGGCGUCGCGAAUCGUCGCUCAAAGGCCACCGGAGACCUCCAUGAAGAAAUCUGGAACGAUUUCCGCGAAUUCAAAGAUGCCGAAUCCCGACUGUCCCUCCGCUGCGGGAAAGGAGAACGCCGGUUCCUCGAGUAUUGCGAACAUCGAUUCUCUCAGUAUCGCGAGCGACGAGAGUUCUGGGUCGAACAACUCGGAGAACAGCCUACCGCGCAUAAUCAAGCCUCGCAAACGUCGAAAGAAGGAUCGCAAGCCGCCGAAUAACGUCGUCGCGAACGGCAUCGACGCGGCGAAAUCGGAGGAGCCGGUAAUAACGCAGCGUCAACAGUCCUCGGGUUGCGGUAACGGAGUAUCCGGGGAACAGAGCGUCGUCGUCAAGUACGCGCCAACCUGCUACGAACCGAGGAUUUACGAGGCGGUCGCGCCGCAUCUCAGGAAUUACCGGAGGCCACCGGUCGGCCAUCGGGAGACUGUCUACGGCGGCUGUAGAGCGCCGUCGAUGCAGAUGGAGAUGGCGGACGUCAGGCAGCAACGGUACGCGCAUCAUCGGCACCACGUGCAAGUGAAAGUGCUAGACGACAACCGUAACGUGGUCGCGGCGCCGAUGCGUGCCGCAGCGGCGCCGCCCAAGGGCUACCGGCAUCAUCAUCACGCCAACGGUAACGGAAACUGUAACAGCGGUCUGCCGCGACGUUACGUUCACGAGUACGCGGGCGAGUCCUGCGAGGCCGCCGCGAGGGAGGACGGUCUGGGCCCGUGUCAGUGCCGAUACUGCGAUCCGGCCGGUCUGAUCUGGGACGUCGACCGGAACGGUUACUCGCCGUUCUUGACGGCGCCGUCGCUGUCGGUUCCACCGCCCUCGUCGUCAUCGUCCCCGGGGGUCGAUUAUCGUCACGGCGGGCAUUUCGGUCAGAUGCCGCUGUUUCUCACGCCGCCGUGUUCGAAUCUACAGGAACGCGCGCUCGAUAGACUGUUCGACGAGCACUCCCGAUCACAGGACGACGGUAGAGAGUCCGUUGUGGGGCCCGGCGGCGUGGUUUUGAGACGCAGCUGGAGCGAUCCGACGAGUUACUUCAGCUACGGCGAGGAGAUUGUCGCGCCGACGAGGGACGUCGGCGUCAUCGGCGAUCGCGGAGGCCAGUCCGAGAGCGGGAAACACAAACGGACCCUCUGGCGCGGGGACAGCAUCGGCGGCGCGCCGACGAGCUCGUCGACGGGAGCCAACGGUGCGAGUCCGAACACUGUUGGCGGACCUGCCGCGUCCCCGAAGGGUCUCGAGGUCUCCACCGAGAUCAUCACCUCGCCCAACGGCCACCGCGACCUGGAGAUCAAGUUCUACUCGUCGCCGUCGCCCGCCGAACGUCUCGUCGAGGAGGACAAGUCGUCGAGUCUCGUCGACGAAGCCGAGGACGACGAGCACAACGGCGACGGCGACUUUAGCGACAUAUGGAGUUACCACGAGUCGAAGCUGCAGCAGGACUUCCGCACGUUGCUACAGGCGGAGGAGUGAUGGGCCGUUUCGUCGACUUAUUAUUACUUCUCUCGAAGUGUCCACGUGCGUUCGCGGUCUCGUAAACUCGCUCGGUGGAGUGCGAAGUGAGAGCGAAGCGACGACGACAACAACAAUAAUAAUAAUAACAUCGAUAAAAACACGGAGCAAAAAAUAGAGUGCGUGGAUGUUGACGACGAAAAGUGUUUGGCAUCUCCCGAAGCGGGUGGAAAAAAAAAUACGACGACAUUUACUUCGCCCAUCCGUCGCGCGUAAACACAACUCGCCCGAGUCUCGCGACGUCGCUUUUAUGUGCGGUCGAGGGUCUUGGGCCAAGUGUCCCGACACCGUAUCGUUUUAUGAAGCGCGAAGCCGCGAAACCUCGACGAGACAACAACAACUACGACGAAGAAGGCGAUAACGACGACUACGACGACGACGAAGGGCGGCUUUUCAUCGUUAACGGUGUUCGUAGUAACUUUGCACGCGACGCGAUACCGGAUGGAUCAUCGCUUCGACGCUUCUUCUCGAUGACGUUUCGCGUAGCGAAGUGAAUUGACUCUCAGACGCAACGAGAGACGGUGCGUCGAACGUAGCCUUGUCGCGAGCGUGUUAGUCCGAGGGAGAUGGAAAGAAUGCGUAUUCGCGCGUGUAACGACUGCAUCUAUCAUGCGUCUUAAACGUAAUGAAUUUUUCUUGUAGUGGGUCGUAGUACAACGAUCGUCUCGGUUGUAUAAGCAACAGUCGCUCGUAUACAUAUGUUUACGCAAGUGCUUUUUAUGUCCCGCUUAUGCAAGUUUUCGCUCGGAGAUCCGGAGGUGGGAAUUAUUAAUUGAGUUAGUUUAUCGUGGGAAGAAACUCUGUCCGUUGUCCGGAAAAUAAUUACGCUGUAUAUUUUACAAAAUCGUUCCAUCGCACGACUGUAUGGAUCGUGUAAUCGAUCCAAUUUGCGUCGCUCGAUUAAAGAGCACCGAGUAAUAAAUUCUAUCGACUUAUAAAUAUGUAGCUAUAAAAAAUGCUUAGGUAAUGCCGGUUGGCUUAAUCGCGGUUUAAUUACGUAUCGAUUCUAUGCGUGGAGUAGCCACUUUCUCUUUAUUUUCGUAACUCGUAUUUUCGAACAACGACAGUUGUACUACGACUUACGACGAGAAAUCGUGCGUUAAAAGAGGCCAGGAAACGAUGACAACGUAAGAAUAGAAAUAAAAAAUGCAUAAACAUUUCUGAUAUUUUAUGUAUUAUCAAUCAGAAUAUUGAAAUGCUUUCAACCGUGCUCUUCGGUAGACGCGGGGCCAUCGCUCAUGUCUUUUAUUCCUCCGCUACAUCUGUUUUCCGAUCGAUUUCCCAUUCGAUGAUUUUAUCUCAUCUAUCGUAAAUUUAUUCCAUUUCCUUUUCGCCCUCCGACGUUCGAUUCUUAUUUUUCAUCGUGUCUUGGCUACUUAAUUAGAAGUAUGUAGAAUACUAAAUCGUCGCCGCUUUGCGCGUAAUUAAGCAGCGACUAUUUUUCUUGAUGUUCGUUAAUUACAAAAAAGCGACGAUUUGUAUGUAUUCUACACGAACGCGCGACACUUUCUUUAAUCAUCUGCGUCGCGAGAAGUUAAAUCGUCUCGACCAAAUUUGAUUUAUAGUUUUACGCAUCUCUCGACGCGUGAAACUUUAUUCAAUUACGUCAGUCAUAUCAGAAUAGCUCGAGAGAACGGCAGCCUCGCGUCGCGAAGUCUAGAGGACGACGUCUAGAAGAAGCGCCCGGGGAAAGCACCGUGCCAGCCGCGAGGGGGUUAAUCGCGAGGGUUAAUCGCGAGAUGCACUCGGGCCCGCGCAUCGUCUCGCCCCGCAAGAGCGGCGAAGUGUACCGGCUUUUUCUCGCCGCCACCGUUCAAGACGAGUAGCGGCGACGUGACCGUUUAAAACGUAACGUAGCAAUUAAUCGGAGGAACGAUGAACGGUCCGGUCCGGCCGCUAGCCGAUCGUAAUCGACGUCUGCGCCUUCCACCCCUCUCUCUCCUCUCUCGCGGCCGAUAGUAGGUCGAACUGUCGGAGAGGAUCUUCUUCUUCUUUUUCUUCUUCUUCUUCUUUCUCUUUCUCCUUCUUCCCUUCCCGAGGGGCUUGCCUCGCGUGAAAGGAGCUACCGCCUUCGUAUUAGUAAUUCCGUUUAAUCGCGCGCGCUAUCACCGUGUUUUAUCGGAUAACUCGGCACAACGGUUCAGCUCGUUGACUUGAUAACCGGGCGGGCUGCCUCGCCGCGAGUUCGUAACAUUGUUACGCGUCCCACCUUCCUCUUCUUGCGCGCCGUUUACCGUUGCCUCUCUUAAAUAACGGCAGACGGAUCGGAUAAACUCGUUAUUGAUUUGUCCAAUAUCAAUACUUUAGAAGCGGGACUAUCGUCGUUGUCGUUUCGCCGCGACUUGAAACUGGAUGGGAGAGAUAUUGUCGCACGUUCCGUUACCGGAUAUCUGUCUCUCGCCACUCGAUAACUGAAGUCUAUAACGUUCGCUUUGAGCGUGGAAUUAAAUUGUAAUUAGCAUACUUUUGUAUUCUUCUCUUUCGCGAUGAAACUUGCGCAGUUAUUUCGAAUUCUCUUUUUAUCUUUAAAUAAUGCGAUUAUGUAUAAUACUUUCAUAUCUAUUUAUAUCUAAAGGAAUCGAGAUUAUUUUUUCCAGUGUCGAUAAGGAUCCUGAAAAAUGACUAGAAAACUCGUUUCUCUAUCAAUUUAUUAUCAGACUUAGGUGACUUCCGUUAAUUUUUCGAAAAAUAUAAUCGAUCGCAAUCUCCGCGCUUAUCGCAACGAUCGGGACAGGUCGAAGCUCUCGAGAUCGUGCGAGGGUGGAAGGUGCGGCAGGAAUUACCACGGCAGGAUCAAUCUAUAUAAACUCGAGAUACGCUAUAUCUAUAUUAAAACGAAAGGCCAUCGCGCAGAUUUACACAGAUCGUAGAAGCGAGUAAACGUAGAAGCGAGUCGGGCGGUCACACACACGUACACGUGCAAGGUCCGUGUCGCGAUCUAUGUCGUGAUAGGUCGACUCGUUCUUCUGUAAAUCUGCGCUCGAUGAUCGAGAGAACGUCGGUCGAGGAGACCGACCGCGUGCGACGAACCCUGCGUCAUUUUGUAUGCGAUAUACGAAGACUAUACCACCUUAUCUCCCCGCUCCCCUUCCGCGUUCCCCCACAAUAUACAUGUCAACCAGAGACAAACAAAACACGCAUUACUACGCGAGCCACCACAGCAUUAUAACACGUUAUCAUCUUUACCAUACACAUACGGGCACAGACACACACACACACACACGUACAACCAAUCAACCACCUAUCGUUAGACCGUAAGUUUAGAAUCUAAGACGAUCCACUUAGAUUAUUAUCUCCGUUGUCUAUAUGUGUAUAGAAGAAAUCGCGUGAAGACGGUUCGCCUUUUGUUGUCACGAUUUCGGAAUACGCGAUGGAAAAACGACGACGAGACACGACCGGGAAUCUAAUCGAAUGAAUGUUGUUUUGCACGAUAUGUGUCUCCUUUUGGAGAAAUGGAGCAAAGAGAAAGGAUAAAUAUAUUAUAAUGAAUAAAACGUGAGAAAAAUACAGAGAAUAAAAUAAAAUUAUUGCAUCAUCUCUUUAUAAAAUGCGAUGACUGAGAUAACUAUAUAUAUAUAUACAUACACACACAUAAUAUAUAUAGGAAUCGGAAGUUUGAUGUUCUAGUUUUCCAAAGUAUACACGCGGUGGAAUCACUCAUGAAUAUUUAUAGCUGCCGUUUCUCCAAAAAGAAGCGCGCGCGGAUUAAACUAGGAGGAAACCGAUGAAAUCUUGUUAGUAUUCAGUACACACUCGCAGCGUCGGGAAUACGAGGGUAGGCCGUAAAAAUUCUCCAAUGACGACUACAACGACGUCCGUUUAGGCUGUAACGGGUGUGCGCUUUGUGCCAAGUUGGACGUGGCGAGCGUGUGUCCCGAACGAGAGUGCGAAGAAUGAUAUUAGCAAUAUUUCUCUCUUGCCGGCGAGUCGCACGUUGCGGCAAGUUUUAUCGCCAAGUGGUGGCAGAUAAAUAUUUUCCUUGGUUCCCCUUGUUAAGGCAGAGUAUGCGCGCGACGCAUCGAUAAGGGAGAGAAAGAAAGAGAGAAUGAUUAUGCUUUAAUAACAUCGUCGUCGAUAUUUUUCUUCGGGAAUUCUUACUAUUGGUCGCGUCCGAGAAAAAAGGUUUGCCGCUCGCAAAUAUCUGUUCGUAUUUUAUCCGAUUGCACGCGAUUUUUGUUGAUGCUGUAUCGACGUAUAUUUUCGGUUAUAUUAUAUACAAUGCCUCUGCAUGAAUGCGCUAUAUGAAUGCAUCGAAUGCAGUGUCCGGCGGAAAGAGUGAAACACGGUAAAACCAAAUAUAAAUCGAGUGACAGGAGCCUGUUUUAAAAGUCAAUCCGCAAAAACUUUUCCUUCUGCAUAGAAUCGGUCUUUUGUAUUAAAAGUAUUAACGAAGACGCGCCCGAAUCGCUUACUAGAUUUAAAUGAAAGGAUUAAAGGAAGGGAAUUUACAAUCGCAUAAGUUUUCGUAGUACACUUCAACUCGUUUACAAGUUGUCGCUUUUGCUACAAGCGUUUCUGCACAAAUUUCCUUCGUUCGUCUUAUGAAAGUUACGGCUUCACUUUGGUAACUUUGAUAACUCGACAAUAAGACUUGUAACGCACUUUUGCGCAUUGUAAUACUGUAAAAAAUAUUCCUAUAAUGCAUCCAUAUUCUCGAUUUGACAAACAGUGCAGCUAUUGUGAACAAAAAUUUGUUGCGCGAAAAAGAAAAGAUUAUAUAAGGCGUUAUUAUCACGAUCUCUUCGCGAGAAAUAGCGACCUUAAUUUGAGAAAAUUAAAGUGUCCUCUCGAUUUGAUUGACAUGAUAUUUGCUGAUUUAACUUGUUACGAAUUCGUUUUCUGGCGACGAAAGUGACCUAAUUUACUUAUCGGUCUAAUGCUAAGAAAUUUGUUAAGACACGUUGCAUAAAAAUUGACAAACAAAUGAAGUUGAUAGACAUAGAAAUAGAUAAAUAGGUAGGUUGAUAGAUAGAUAGAUAGAUAGAUAGAUAGAGAGAGAGAGAGAGAGAGAGAGAAAGAGUGAGCGAGAACGAUAUAUAAUUUGUUUUUUGGAAAACAAUGCCAUUGUUGAAUAUGCUUUGAAAGAUAUUUUCGUUAUCUGCUGUUUUAAAAGUUACAAUGUUGUAUGAAAGAUGAAAGAAUUUUUUUUAUAUGCCAUUGUUAUAAAUAUUUGCGAUUUUUAUUUACCGAAUGUCUAAAGAAUAUGACGAAGAGUGACAAACAUUGGAGAAAAUAACUACUGCAAAUAUUGAAAAAUGGGAAAUGAAGAGAUUUAAAAAAAAAGAUGGAAAAAUGAGAAAAAGUUAAUAGGAUUGUGAAACGCUUGAUAGUGAGAUAGUUCGUCGACAGAUCCUGCGGUUUUCUAAAGUUUGAAUUUCGAUAUUACUGCUUUUUCUUUUCUCGUGAGAGAAAAUUACAAUUUACAUAGUUCAAAAAAAAAUGAACGAAACUCACAAUUCAGAUCCCUAGAGAUAAUUGUGUAAAAUAUUUGUACAAAAUAGACUCGCUGGAUCGUCGACACAUAUUUAUAUUUUCAUUGUUACUUAACUAAUUAUUUCCCCGGCUCCGAUGUCGUUUUUCCCGAUCGCUAGUCUAGUGAUCGUUUCAGAAAUCGUGCUUUCCGCCUGAUCUGAUCUCUGACGAAGGCAGAGGGAGAGACUCGAAAACAGCCGAAAUGGAGAGAGUUCAAUGAACGUGAUUUAAAUUGAUUCUUUAUCGAUAUCUUUUUCUUUCUUUCUUUGUUCUCUUUUUCGUCCCCAUGUCGGCCGUCGAUCGUUUUUGGAUUCUCUCACCCUCCUGCUUCUUCUUUAUGUAUUUAUUUCACUCAUCGUCAAUUGACGUUAAUAACGUAUUGUGAUAAUGCAACGAUAUAAUACAUACAUGUAAACAUACACAUCUACACAUACACACACAGAUACUCGGCUCCGCUUCGUCGUAAUAGACUGAUCAACCAAGCCGACCUAUCAGCGUCGCCUAUAGUGCUAUGUCGCACUAACUCGAAUCAUAUUGUUUGGAGAAAUCAAUAAAAACGUCUUUAAUUUA
Molecule: messenger RNA, 8609 nt
Organism: Camponotus floridanus (Florida carpenter ant)
Lineage: Eukaryota; Metazoa; Arthropoda; Insecta; Hymenoptera; Formicidae
Exons: 1
Coding region: 420-2528 (702 amino acids)
Source: RefSeq, a predicted model, not a curated record